This is a messenger RNA of Balaenoptera musculus (blue whale), 840 nucleotides long. RefSeq names its product ATPase family AAA domain-containing protein 1-like. NCBI's taxonomy places the organism in Eukaryota, Metazoa, Chordata, Mammalia, Artiodactyla, Balaenopteridae. The record is from RefSeq and is a predicted model, not a curated record. Gene Ontology annotation, molecular function: ATP binding; ATP hydrolysis activity. Gene Ontology annotation, cellular component: mitochondrial outer membrane.
AUCUAGAUGGAACAUGCUGAAGCCUUUUCUCGUCCCCUGAGUCGGAAUAAUGUUGGUUUAAUUUUCUGUUUGAUGAUAUUUGAUGCAAUAACAUACUUUACAAUCGAAUGGAUAAUGGAUGCAAUUGAUCCAAUCAGAAAGCAAAAGCUGAAACAGGCAGAAAAAUUAAUGAAGCCAAUUGGCGUGAAAAAUGAGAAGCUUUCAGAGUAUGAAAUGGGUAUUGCUGCUCAUCAGCUAGACCGUCUGAACACGUAUGUUACUUGGAGUGAUAUACGAAGUUUAAAUGAUGUCAUUACGGAUCUGAAAGAUACAGUCAUCUUACCUACCAAAAAGAAACAUUUGUUUGAAAAUUCCAAGCUUCUGCAGCCUCCAAAAGGUGUUUUUCUCUAUGCGCCUCCAUGCUGUGGUAGAACAUUGAUUACCAAGGCUACAGCCAAAAAAGCAGGUUGUUGUUUUCUUAACCUUCAGCCUUCAACACUGACUGGUAAGUGGUAUGGAGAAUCUCAGAAACUAGCUGCUGCUGUUUUCUCCCUUGCCAUGAAGCCACAGUCUUCCAUCAUCUUUAUAGAUGAAAUUGACUCCUUUCUACGAAAACGUUCAAGUUCUGACCAUGAAGCUACAGCCAUGAUGAAAACUCAGUUGAUGAGUCUUUGGGAUGGAUUGGGUACUGAUCACAGGUGCCAGGUCAUAGUGAUGAGAGCUACGAAUCAUCCUCAGGAUUUUGACUCAGAUAUGAUUGGAAGAAUGCCUAUGAGAUUUCAUGUCAACCAGCCUGUUCUAAGACAAACCUCAAUGUGGGAGUUGGCUACUGGGGAUGCAUCCAAAAAGAUAUUGCUGUGA